Molecule: messenger RNA, 2158 nt
Organism: Durusdinium trenchii
Lineage: Eukaryota; Dinophyceae; Suessiales; Symbiodiniaceae
Source: the annotation of a GenBank genome assembly
UCUUUCUUGGAUCUUUCCAUCGGACGAGUCUUCGGACUAGAUUGCAACAAGCUCACUCUAAGCCAUUCGAGGACGCAAGUGAUGCAAUAAUCCAGGUGUACUUUUCAUGGCCAAUGUCGAAGAGGAAAAGUUUCGGAUGGCAACCAAGUUUCUUCACCAUCUCCCUCUUGCCAGGCUCAAUAGGCUUUGUAUUUCUUUACUUCUAUGGCAUUCCCAACUUUGGUGCGGAGCAGCUUGUCAGGGCACCUCCACGCAUUCCUGCGAUCAAAUCGGAGGAGGGACUCGCCCUAGAGCCUGCGCCUACCACACUGGCAGCUAACCCUACGGCCAGCGAGGCCGACGAGGCAGCCAAUGCGGCCAAAGUAAAGGAUCCGUACGGAUUCUAUUUGCAUGUCUAUGGAGAUCCUGCGGCAGUGAUUUAUCAGGUCCGUGAGGUGAAGAAGUUCUUUCCAAGGUCUCCGAUUUACGUCAUGAGCGACGGAGGCCUCGACUUCAGUGCCUUGUGCGAGAAGGAGGGGUGCACUUUCGUUUUGUGUCCGCCAGCGAACGAUCGCUGGCAUCCAUGGCCCUUCUUUCGGCGCUUGUACGAUGCAGCUGUGAGUUUGAACACAAAGUACAUCAUUAUGCUGGAACCGGACAACACUGUGCACAGCUAUGUCAAGCGGCCUCCACCUGCAGAUGUGGGUGGUUUGCUAGUGACCAGUCGCCAAUUUGGACUGGUGAAGUACGUGGAAAGGAUGGCAAAGCAACGUGUUCCCAACUUCAAAUGGACAUCGCGGAGCAUGUCUUCGGGACUUUGUGGUGGAGCCUAUUUCAAGCGAGAAGCCAUCCUUGAUGCUCUUUCCGAUGAAAGCAUGAUGAAACUGGACUGGAACUACUUAGGUGAGAAGUUGAGCAAGGAGAUUUUUUCUUCGGACUUUGCUUUGCAGUACGCCUUUGCUGCGCGAGGAUGGGUAAUUGAGCCAUGGGAGGAUGCCGCCCAGAUGGACAAAGAUAAGUAUCAGCCGCUGACGGGCGCUCGAGAUGCAACCUUCAAGCACUACUGUUCCUGCUAUCCGGGCGGCAAGCCGACCUACAACCUAAAGUUGGCCAAGCAGGAUGCAAAGUUGUUCAAGAGUGGUGGGUAUGAGAUGACAUCAGGGCCAUACUCUUCGAGUGUGUGCCAAGUUUGCUACAAUCACAGCCGCUAUUUGGAGCUUUGGGGCUCCGCCAGAUGCACAAAUAGUAUUCCUUUUCAUCUCUCUGAGAAGCUGCUGCAAAGGCAUCAUCCAGAAAUGCAGACGAAACCCUGUGAUUUACCAUGGCUUUGUGUUCCUGGCGCCAUGCGUGGGAGAGGUGCCGACUCUUGGCAGCCUACUGCCGCUCCCGUUGACCCAUUGGCCAGUUACACGCUUCUGGAUGAUGCCACCCUUACUUGCCCUGCCGAGACAAAGAAGUUAGACUCCGUAGACCAAUGUCAAGAUGCAGCCAACAAGUUGAACAAGAAGUUGGCUUACACAGACGAGCUGUACCAAGAGAGACUUGGAGAGACACUAGCUGCAGCGCCUGUUCUGGAUAAACUGAUCUUGAGAACAUGGACUUGGUAUACAAGUGUAUUUGUGCCGAAGGUGCGAGGACGUACUGUACUUGUUGGGACUCUGCCACAGCAUCCUCACAAAAAUAAGCUCAGGGCAGAUCCACCUGGCUGCAUUUUCCGUGUGCCUGACAAUGAUGUGUAUUUUAAUGCUCCUGAAGAAGGCCAAAAGAAUGAUGGAAGGCGUUUGAUUUGCCAAAAUGUGGUCUCUGACCGAGAGGCGUAGACAAGCGGUGGGCAUGUGACAUCAUUUUGACAUAGAUGAGGUUAUGGUAGCAAGCAUAGCUUCACCAGCCCCUUACAAACAUUGCACAGCACGGCAGGCCAGCUUACAAAGCCCAUGAUUUCAACGCCUUCCCUCUGUGACUUGAGCGGGUACAAGAACUCAUCAUCUCAACUGUGCAUGCAUACAUCACCAAUCAACAUUUGUGAAGGGGCACUGGGCAUGCCUGAUCUAGGAGACCGUGAUGGUGCCAAAGUGUGCCAUCAAUCUCCUUCAGGCCCUGUCAACCUCAAAGGGGACAGGGCCUGCUCCAAGCUGCCGAUUAGGCCUGAGAUGGCAAGCGUGACAAGCGGCGGGUUGAA